AUGGGCUUCAUAUCCACCUUGGCACGCUGCGUGCGAAUUAAACGCCUCUCCAAAAGGCUCUCAACAACAAGCACCAAACGCCACGACGAAGACUCGAACGAUCUGAUCAAAACAAACUCAGAAACAGCCUCGCUGGCACGCGCAAGUAUGGACUCAACCUCAACAAUGGUCCACCACACCUUGCACGAGCCAGUUCUGCCUUCUGAGUCACCAGCAAACCGUAUGGAGAUCAGACCAGAUACUGGAAAUGUGCGGACAUUGUUCGAUGAAGAUGCAACCUCUACCUCGCAUUCAUCGGAGCGCACAGUGGGCAGACCCGCGUACCCGAUUUUGAAAUUGGAUUGUCGGUCGCCGGUCGAGGCACCGAGGAGGGUGGUACAGGGGCCUUUGGAUAUGGGGGAUGAGGUGAAGGGGGGUGGGACGACGGCCCAGAGGGGCUUUUUACCUCAGAAAUGUGAGAAGAAGGAUAGGGAGUCUGUGACGGCUAUGUUGAAGAGGCACUGUGGGUUGAAUAUCCCGCGCUCGUCGGUUUCGAUUAAGACCUCGUCGCGUAGUCUGACUUCGCCAAAGUGGUUGGAUUCUACUGGGAUUACUGAGGAGGAGAGGUUGGUGGAUAAGCAGGAUGAGAAGUGGGUGGAGGCGGGUUUGCAGGGUGCUGAGAAAAGGAGGGAUAGUGCAUGGGGCAGUAUUGGGUUUGGAAGAAUGCGGUAG
This is a messenger RNA of Penicillium vulpinum, 711 nucleotides long. RefSeq lists its product as uncharacterized. The transcript has a single exon. NCBI's taxonomy places the organism in Eukaryota, Fungi, Ascomycota, Eurotiomycetes, Eurotiales, Aspergillaceae. Bases 1 to 711 code for a protein of 236 amino acids. The record is from RefSeq and is a predicted model, not a curated record.